AGAGAAAUAGAAAUGCUCGAGUGUCCUUAAGCAGAAGGGUGACAGAUUCUUCGAAUGCGUUGCUUGGCACAAAUACUAAUUUUCCUUGCAUUUUUUCCUUCUAAAAAGACGACUUAAGGCUGAUAGAAAGACUAGCACGUCGCGUAUACGACACGUUUGACUGGUAGCUGGACUUUUUUCCUGUGUUACGUUAAAGGACUGCCUGCCAUUAAGGGAGAAUGGGAACUUUGGACUGUCUUAGCGUACUGGCGCUGUGCUUGGUAGCUACGUUUUCUUGCGCCAGGGUACUAUAGGCAUACCCAUGAGCUGUGGUCAGCUAAACUUUUGAGACUCUGACUAUAGAAGUUGAAAGAAAAACAUCAGUAAGCAUGAAGGUUUAUGUCGCUGCCUAGCUUGUAUUGAGGUUUAAGAAAAUUCGUUAAUAACUCGGCGACAUUUCGUCAACAGAGCUGCAGUUGUUGAGCCAUACGUACAUUUAAGUGUGUUUGCGCAAGGGUUUUCUGCUACUGCUAACAGCUCCUAAUAAAGGUGUACUGAUUUAUAUAACACUGAGCACCCGUCGAAAUUGGCCAUCCAAGAAAGCCGUCCCUCCUCGGUAACAUUUCGAUCUCAUGGUAUGGAUAUCCAGGGAGGAGUAUGCACCGGAGUUCCGCGAAAAGCAUUAGGAGGCGCGUUUGAGAACGUCUAUUACGGCGCGUUACACGACCCUAUGAGUGUUCCACAAAUAGAAUCAAUGCAUCACUUUAUGGGAGACUCGAACCACAUCAACACCUUCCAGUACAAAGAGUGUCAAGAUGGCACAAAUGGACGGUCCGUCAUACAGUCUGGGGCCCCGCUGCACACGAUCUACAGAGGUCCGUCUUCACAAGGAAGCACUUCGUGCGAGUUACAGGGCGAACUCAGCAGUCCGGAUAGCAGUGACUCGUUGAGACUUUGUGCAACUGCUGCCCCGUGCAGGACGUCACAAUUGCAGGGCUCGUGGCCCUUCGCGCUCUUGUGCUCUGCAGCUGGCAGCCUGCAGCCAGGGCUUGCCAGCAGAAGCAAAGGGAGCUCGCCUGAAGAAGGUUUUGCGCAAAGACUAUCCUGCGCUGUCCCUGGAGAAGAAAUGGGUGGCAGAAGAGAAGAAAGGGAGACUUUUUGCAGUUUGACUAAUAGAGAAGGCUGUUCCCCAGUGUCUGAAACAGCCAAGGAGCUCUGCAAAGCUGUAUCCGCCUCUAUGGGACUGAGCACGGAGUUAAGCGAGGUGAGCGAGUCUAGCCAGGUGGGCCGAAUGUUUGGCUCGGUUACCACAACGAAUGAGGUCCCUGAAAGCAGUGAAGCUGGGCAGUGUUCUCCACUCACUAGUUAUCUGUGUCAGAGUGGUUGUACAGUUUUUGGAGAAGGGGCACAGAACAGUUCCAUGGUAGCCGUUGAACGUUUCCCGGUACUGGCACAGUGUCGUCAUACACUUGGCAGGUCAGGCCAGGCAGGCUUUGACACAAGGACAGAAGGCAAGAAUGAUAUAGAGCGGGUUGGAGUCAUUAAAAGCAUAGAAUACGGAGAAACAGGGACCGAGAUAAAUAGGAACCAAGAAAAACGGGACAGACUCCAAGAUGCAGUAUCCACGGAGCUGGAGGACUAUGAGAAAGAUAAUAGUGUAGCCAUCCAGUCAGAGAGCACAACAUUCACGCCAUUGUACAGACGCGCAUCCUAUGGAGAGAGUGCUUCCACAUACUUCAGGGACAAACAUUUGCAUACACCAAUAAAUCUGCCAUCUCAGUACCAGAUCAAAUCUGAAGCCAACAGUGGAAUGAAUUCUGGCCAGCCUCUGGGGUCGUACUGCAGGUACUCGGACCAUGUCCCAUCUCAGUCCUUUGGCUCAUAUCAGAUGCCCUGGCACAACCCACUGUAUCAAGAGGAUGGGAACACUUGUACUGCCUUUAGCAGUGGCACAACUUUUGGAUACAGGAAAAUGAACAGACUGACAGCAGCUGGGCAAGAUGGGCCAAGUACUUCUGAAGUGUGGUAUCCCAAUGAGCUGUUGGGACGUUUGCAGUAUCCAGCAACAGGCUGUAUCAAAACAGAGAACUGGAGGGAUGGCUAUCCAUGUGGAGAAUUCAGGUUUGAUGGUGGAAGGGACCAGGCCUUCUCAAUGGACUGCUUCUUUGCACCACAGAAGAUGUGCCUGAUUUGUGGAGAUGAAGCUUCUGGUUGUCACUAUGGAGCGCUAACCUGUGGUAGCUGUAAAGUCUUUUUUAAGAGAGCAGCUGAAGGUAAACAAAAAUACCUUUGUGCCAGCCGAAAUGACUGCACCAUUGAUAAAAUUCGAAGAAAAAAUUGCCCAUCCUGUCGCCUCAGAAAAUGCUUUGAAGCAGGAAUGACCUUAGGAGCUCGCAAACUGAAGAAGCUGGGACAUUUGAAGAUUCAAGAAGAGUCAGAAUCAGGAAGUGGCAUGAACCAGCAGGAACUUGUGCCUCAAGGAUCUGCAGAAAGUGGGCCACCACUUUUAGACCAAUUCCAGUGCCAGCCAGCAUUCCUUAACAUCCUAGAAGCCAUUGAACCCAUUACAGUGUACUCAGGCCACGACAACAGCCUGCCUGACACAGCAGCCAAUCUUCUAACAAGUCUUAAUGAACUCGGAGAAAGACAGCUGGUACAUGUGGUCAAAUGGGCAAAAGCUCUGCCAGGUUUUCGUAACUUACAAGAGGAAGACAAAAUGGCUGUCAUACAAUAUUCAUGGAUGAGCAUUAUGGUUUUUGCCUUGAGUUGGAGAUCAUACAAACAUGCAAACAGUAGGAUACUGCACUUUGCUCCAGACUUGAUAUUUAAUGAGUACAGAAUGCAAAAAUCCUCUAUGUAUGAGCACUGCUUGUGGAUGUGUCGCCUAUCGCAAGAGCUGGCCUGGCUACAAGUUACAAUGGACGAGUACCUGUACAUGAAGGCAGUCCUGCUGUUCAGUUUCACCCCAGCAAACGGCUUUAAAAAUCAGAAGAACUUUGAUGAAGUACGAAAAAAAUAUAUUCAAGAACUGGAGCGAGUGGUUAUGUUCAGAAAGAACAACGUGCAGCGUUUCUACCAUAUGACCAAGCUUCUUGACUUUCUACAGUUUGUUGUCAGCAAGCUACAUCAUUUUACAUUUGACCUUUUCAUUAAAUCACAGUCACUGAGUGUCAGUUUUCCAGAGAUGAUGGGUGAAAUUGUUUCGGUUCAAGUACCCAAGAUUCUGUCAGGAAUGGUGAAGCCAAUACUCUUCCAUAAACAGUAACAUCCAGUAAACUUACAUCAUCUAUGGUGCCUUGGAAGCUGUGCCCUGGUGUGUGCACUAAGGCAGGGGAAAAGGCCCACACCAGCCGUGUCUUACACUGUUCUUAAUGGCUUGUUUGUUUCUCCACCAUCCUACACCCUCUUUUUAGUAUGCACCCCCUUUAUUUAAACAGUAACAUGCAAGCAGCACCUCUGCCAUAAGUUUUCUUUGUGCUUUCAUUGCAGGCCUUAAUCAUGUACUAUCUGUGCCACAUCAGUUUGUCUCAACACAUCAGAAAGUUUGGCACACUAAUGUACUUCACAGGACUGUUGCAGAUGCAGUAUGAGCAAAAAAGGAACACUGCAGACUGGCUGGUUAAUCAGUCAUUGUAAGACUACCAACAGUAGAAAACAAAUGUCAUUAUGUUCCAAAGUUUUUGUACAGUGUUGUUUUCUAGUUAGUCUGUAAAGGAUUUUGUUAUUGCUGUGACAAUGUGUCACGUAAGCUGAGGCCUUUUGUUGCGCUGUUGCGUAUAAAAGCAGAUUCUGGAAUACUUUAA
This is a messenger RNA of Protopterus annectens (West African lungfish), 3782 nucleotides long. It is a transcript of the gene AR, whose product is annotated as androgen receptor. Gene Ontology annotation, biological process: male gonad development; regulation of DNA-templated transcription. The coding region runs from base 617 to 3244 and encodes 875 amino acids. Gene Ontology annotation, molecular function: zinc ion binding; sequence-specific DNA binding; DNA-binding transcription factor activity. The record is from RefSeq and is a predicted model, not a curated record. The transcript has 8 exons. NCBI's taxonomy places the organism in Eukaryota, Metazoa, Chordata, Ceratodontiformes, Protopteridae.